AUGGGCUACGCCAGGAAAGUAGGCUGGGUGACUGCAGGACUGGUGAUUGGGUCUGGUGCUUGCUAUUGCAUUUAUAAACUGACCCGGGGAAGAAAACAGAACAAGGAGAAAAUGGCCGAGGGUGGAUUUGGGAAUGGGGAUGAUGCUGGGGACUGUUCUGGGCUGCAGAAAGUGCUUUGCUUGGUUGAAAUGGCUGAAAAGCCUUAUAUUCUUGAAGCAGCUUUAAUUGCUCUGGGUAACAAUGCUGCUUAUGCAUUUAACAGAGAUAUUAUUCGUGAUCUGGGUGGCCUCCCAAUUGUUGCAAAGAUUCUCAAUACUCAGGAUCCCAUAGUUAAGGAAAAAGCUUUAAUUGUUCUGAAUAACUUGAGUGUGAACGCUGAAAAUCAGCGCAGGUUUAAGAUAUACAUGAAUCAAGUGUGUGAUGACACAGUCACUUCUCGCUUGAACUCAUCUGUGCAGCUGGCUGGACUAAGAUUGCUUACAGAUAUGACUGUUACUAAUGAGUAUCAGCACAUGCUUGCUAAUUCCAUUUCAGACUUUUUUCGUUUAUUUUCAGCGGGAAAUGAAGAAACCAAACUUCAGGUUUUGAAACUCCUUUUGAAUUUGGCUGAAAAUCCAGCCAUGACUAGAAAACUGCUCAGGGCCCAAGUACCAUCUUCACUGGGAUCCCUCUUUAAUAAGAAGGAGAACAAAGAGAUUAUUCUUAAACUUCUGGUCAUAUUUGAGAAUAUAAGUGACAAUUUUAAAUGGGAAGAAAAUGAACCUACUCAGAAUCAGUUCAGUGAAGGUUCACUCUUUUUCUUGUUAAAAGAAUUUCAAGUGUGUGCUGAUAAAGUUCUGGGAAUAGAAAGUCACCAUGAUAUUUUGGUGAAAGUAAAAGUUGGAAAAUUCAUGACCAAACUGGCAGAGCAUAUGUUCCCAAAGAGCCAGGAAUAA
Molecule: messenger RNA, 936 nt
Organism: Choloepus didactylus (southern two-toed sloth)
Lineage: Eukaryota; Metazoa; Chordata; Mammalia; Pilosa; Megalonychidae
Product: armadillo repeat-containing X-linked protein 3-like
Exons: 2
Coding region: 1-936 (311 amino acids)
Cellular component (GO): mitochondrion
Molecular function (GO): protein binding
Source: RefSeq, a predicted model, not a curated record